Nerophis lumbriciformis (worm pipefish) is the source of this 2162-nucleotide messenger RNA. RefSeq names its product acid-sensing (proton-gated) ion channel family member 4a (gene asic4a). Gene Ontology annotation, biological process: sodium ion transmembrane transport. The record is from RefSeq and is a predicted model, not a curated record. Gene Ontology annotation, molecular function: ligand-gated sodium channel activity. Lineage: Eukaryota; Metazoa; Chordata; Actinopteri; Syngnathiformes; Syngnathidae. Gene Ontology annotation, cellular component: plasma membrane.
AUCGCCGCGUUACCUUCUCAUGAAUUAUUAAACACUCUGUUUUUAGCCCGACUCCACGCGCUGAAUUUUUUUUGCGCCCGUCGAUCUCCGGCAGCGUGUAAAAAGUGUUUACUUAUUCAUCUUGGAUUUUUUUUUUUUUGGGGGGGGUUUGUACUUUCUCUGGCUGCCGUAUCGCGGCGGGUAAGCGAGCGCGUGUGAGCUGAUCAAGGAGUGAGACAAGUGUCGGGAGCGAAGCAGCAUCAGCAUCAGCAUCAGCGCUCUGGUCUGUUGCAGGCAGCGGCAAGCAGCAGCGCUCUCAGUCACGGCGCAGGCGGCGACGGCAGCAGAAGCAUCAAACUCUCCUCUCUCUUCCUCCCCGGAGUUGCGUCUUGCUCUGAGGACACCCGGCCCAGGAAGUCGCGGGAGAAAGUCAUCCAAAGGGGCUGUUUGGGAAAACAGAGAACCAAACGCAGACCUGGCUGCCUCCAUGCCUAUCGAAUUUGUGUGCAAAAUCAAGUUUGCAGAGGAGGAUGAGAAGCAGAAAACCAAGCAGGAUGGGGACAAGGAGAGUCUGAUCGAGGAGCGCUGCGCGGCUCCGGCCAAGGACUUGGCCGGGUUCGCCAACUCCUGCUCCCUGCAUGGGAUUAAUCACAUCUUUGUCUCGGGUCGCCUCGGCAUCCGGCAGACUCUGUGGGCUCUCGCCUUCCUCACCUCGCUGGCGCUCUUUGUCUACCAGGCGGCAAAGUGUGCCAUCUCCUACCUGGAGCACCCGCACGUCACCGCCCUGAACGAGGAGGCCAGCCCGGAGAUGGUCUUCCCGGCCGUGACCAUCUGCAACAUCAACAGAUUCCGUUUCUCCGCGCUCUCCGACGCCGACAUCUACCACCUGGCUAACCUGACGGGGCUGCCCCCCAAAAACCGGGACGGGCACAAGCCCACGGACCUCAUGUACCCGGCUCCGGACAUGCAGGACAUCUUCAACCGGACGGGGCAUCAGCUGGAGGAGAUGCUGAUGAGCUGCAACUUCAGCGGACAGAACUGCUCGGCGGACGACUUCACCGUGGUUUACACCAGAUAUGGGAAAUGCUACACCUUUAAUGGGAACAAGACGACAUCCAGGAAAAGCAAGCAAGGUGGAAUGGGGAAUGGGCUGGAGAUCAUGUUGGAUAUCCAGCAGGAUGAAUACCUGCCAAUAUGGAGAGAGACAAACGAGACGUCUCUGGAGGCCGGAAUCCGGGUUCAGAUCCACAGUCAGGACGAGCCGCCGUACAUCCACCAGCUGGGCUUCGGAGUCUCGCCGGGCUUCCAGACCUUUGUUUCAUGUCAAGAGCAAAGGUUGACCUACCUGCCCCAGCCCUGGGGGAACUGUCGCUCCAGCAGCAAUGAGAAGUUCCCAGGAUACGACACGUACAGCAUCAGUGCCUGUCGCCUGCUCUGCGAGACCAAGGAGGUGGUGCGGGUGUGCAACUGCAGGAUGGUGCACAUGCCCGGAACCGCUGAUAUCUGUCCUCCCAGUAAAAUCAACUGCGUUGACAAAGCUCUUGCACAGCUCCAAAAGAGCAGCGGGGACAGCUGCCCAUGUGAGACGCCCUGUAAUCUCACCCGUUACGGCAAAGAGCUCUCCAUGGUCAAAAUCCCCAGCAAGGGCUCGGCUCGCUAUCUCUCCAGGAAAUACGACAAGUCCGAAGACUACAUCAGAGACAACUUCCUGGUCUUGGACAUCUUCUUUGAGGCUCUAAACUAUGAAACAAUCGAGCAAAAGAAAGCGUACGACGUUGCAGGUUUAUUAGGUGACAUUGGUGGACAGAUGGGUCUUUUCAUUGGGGCCAGUAUCCUGACGUUCUUAGAAAUACUCGAUUAUAUCUACGAGGUCAUCAAGCAGCGAUUACGACGUCUCCUGAGACCAAAGAGCAAAGAGGAGAAGAGCAAACAGCAGCCCAGCACUGUGGCUACUGUUGGUCUGGAGGAGAACAAAACAGAGGAGCCUAACGCGACGACACGGAGUCACCCGGAGGGGGCGUACGCCAACACCAUGCUGCCCAACCACCACCACCACCCUCACCACCACCACACGGGGCACCACGGGGUGUUUGAGGACUUCACCUGCUAGAGCCGACCGUACUUUUGUUUUUGUUUUUUUUCUUUCCUCCAUAGUUUCCUUUGCAUUGACAACGAAAGAAGAC